GCCACCAAGAUGGCGGCCCUUGGGAUUGACGUGGAAGAUGAAAGUAUUCUGGCUUCUAUCUUCAGGGAUUCUUUCCCGGAGAACUGGAGGGAGAACCCGGACUUCACGAUGUAUUUGUCCGAGCUCAGCUCGUACGGAGUGGACAAGCUGAACCGCGAGCCCGAGCGGCUGGCGGAGGAGCGGGCCCAGAUCCUGCAGCAGACCCAAGAACUGGCCUUCUGCAAUUACAAAACGUUCAUCAAAACGGCGGAGUGCACCAAGGAAAUCUACCGCGACUUCGGGCUGGUGGAGAAGCACGUCUCCGCCGUGCUGGACAAGCUGCCUGGGCUGAGCGAGAAAUGCAAGCAGUUCAUCAAGGAGACAGAGGAGACCGGCGCCAGCAGAAGGAUGAACAGCCUGACCCUGAACCGUCACACCGAGAUCCUCGAAAUCCUGGAGAUCCCGCAACUCAUGGAUACCUGCGUUAGGAACUGCUACUACGAGGAGGCUCUUGAGUUAGCCUCUUACGUAAAGAGAUUGGAGAAGAAGUACUCUUCUAUACCCGUCAUACAGGGAAUAGUGAAUGAAGUACGUUCCUCUGCACAGCUGAUGUUAAACCAGCUCAUCCAGCAGUUACGCACCAAUAUCCAACUUCCUGCUUGUCUCCGGGUCAUAGGCUAUUUGAGGAGAAUGGAUGUUUUCACUGAAGCAGAAUUAAGAAUAAAGUUUCUUCAAGCACGUGAUGCCUGGUUGAAAUCCAUACUUGGCUCCAUAUCAGAUAGUGAUCCUUAUUUCCAUAUAACAAAGACAGUUGAAGCUUGCCGAGUUCAUCUGUUUGACAUCAUCACUCAGUAUCGUGCUAUUUUCUCAGAUGAAGAUCCAUUGCUACUGUCCAACAAUCACACUGUGAAUGAAAGUGCCAUUUUCCAUGGAUGGGUGGUGCAAAAGGUUUCCGAGUUUCUGGGAACCCUGGAACUGGACCUUCAGAAGGGAGUUGGUAGCCGUUUAGAUUCAUUGCUAGGCCAGUGUAUGUAUUUUGGACUUUCUUUUAGUCGUGUUGGAGCAGAUUUUCGUGGACAGCUUGCCCCUAUGUUUCAGAAAGUUGCUAUGAAUACUUUUGCGAAAGCUGUUCAAGAGGCUGUGGAGAAGUUUCAAGAAGACAUGAAUUUGUAUACCUUAAUUUCUCCCCCAUCGAUGUUGGGGAGUACCAUCCCUAUAACUCUGCCAACUGAACAGCCAGGAACUCUGCAACCUCCAAUGGUGCUUCUAGACUUCCCUCCAUUGGCAUGUUUUCUAAAUAACAAUUUGGCAGCUUUUAAUGACCUUCGUCUCUGCUGUCCCGUGGCACUUGCACAGGAAGUAGCUAUGUGCUUGGAAGAUGGUCUUGUGAAGGUUACAAAGCUAAUUCUUGCUUUUCACCGAGCAGAGGAAACUGCCUUCAGUGUGAAAGAACAGGAACUGUUUGUCCAGUUCUGUGUUACAUUCACCGAAGAUCUGGUCCCCUACUUGAACAGAUGUUUACAAGUGCUUUUUCCACCAGCACAACUAGCACAGAUUCUUGGUGUUCCUCCCACUCAGGUUCAUAAAUAUGGCUCCAUUGGUUCCAUUAAUAAAGGUGUUAUUCUAGAGCUGCUUGAUUUUAUCCUCCCCAAAAAAGAAAUCAUAAUUCCACCCAAGAACGGUCUUGAUGAGGAACUAGAACAGAUCCUGACAGUAGAAUCCACCUUGCACAGCCCUGGAUUAGAACCAAAAAGUGAGAUACUGAGUGAACAAUAUUCUCCAGUGUUAUCUUCUGCUGUGCUGAGUGGUGGAACAGAGCAAGUAAAGCCAGGCAUGCCUGAUGUUGUUGGCCAGCGAGCAGAAGUGCAGCAGAGGUCCACUGAGUUGAAGAGGAGCAUGGGAGACUUGAGGUCAUUGUACAUGCUGAGUGAUGGUGGUGACCAACUGAGAUACUCCCACUCCUGCAAGAUGAAUCCAUGUCCAGGAGCUGGAAAAACACAUGCUGAGACCCAUCAAUCUUCCUGCAGAACACUAGGAAGCUACAAUCUUCUGAUAUCAGUUCGUCCUGGAGUUUUGAGAAGUUCAGCAGGUCUUGGCUAGGCCAUCGGCUUUGAGUGGCAUAACUGGGGCAAUUAGGGAAUAACUCUAAAGAGCGUAACAGCAGUUGUCAGUGUAUGACUUUGAUGUUGGAAAAUGCAAACAA
Messenger RNA from Pristis pectinata (smalltooth sawfish), 2182 nucleotides. It is a transcript of the gene cog8, whose product is annotated as component of oligomeric golgi complex 8. Gene Ontology annotation, cellular component: COG complex. The transcript is spliced from 5 exons. Lineage: Eukaryota; Metazoa; Chordata; Chondrichthyes; Rhinopristiformes; Pristidae. The record is from RefSeq and is a predicted model, not a curated record. Gene Ontology annotation, biological process: intra-Golgi vesicle-mediated transport. The coding region runs from base 10 to 2079 and encodes 689 amino acids.